Molecule: messenger RNA, 764 nt
Organism: Salvia splendens (bonfire salvia)
Lineage: Eukaryota; Viridiplantae; Streptophyta; Magnoliopsida; Lamiales; Lamiaceae
Product: LYR motif-containing protein At3g19508
Exons: 2
Coding region: 213-476 (87 amino acids)
Source: RefSeq, a predicted model, not a curated record
UAAUUGGUUUCAAUUAUGUUUUAGUAUACAAUUAACUAGUUGUUUUCAUGAAAUUCAAGUGAUGUUUUUGGUAAGAAUUUUUUUAUAAAAUCUAUGUACAAGUAAAUACUUGUCAAAGUAGUUAGCCAUUACUGAAAUCAACCCUCUUUAUUUCAAUCUUUUAAUUGCCAAUUUGAAUACGCUGAUAUCCAUCUGCAAAUUAGAUCUAAUUAAUGGUUUACCGAGAAAUGCAGAAGGUGCUAAGAGCCUACGGCGAGGUGCUGCGGCUGGUGCGCCGCCUGCCAGAGGACAGCAGGCCUUACUACGCCAAAUUCGCCCGUGAAAACUUUGUCAAUUACCGAGAAGUCGACCCCAAAGACGCCGCCGCCGUCCAAGACCUCCUCCGCCGCACCUACAAUCAUUCUCUUUGGGUCCUCAGCAAGUAUGGUGUGGAUGAAUCUGUGGCGGGUAAGCUUAAAGGAAUCUGCUCUGCUUGAUCGGUUUGUCUUCUGCCCACCAACUGUUUGUUAAAAUAACUAAAGCGGAGUUCUGUUUUGUUGCUUUCUAUGUUUUGGGCCACGCUUACAAGUUGGGCUUUGUUUGGAAAACUGUAUGGGCCUCCAAUAUGAAGACGAAAUUGUUUGGUAUUGGUGCCUUCAAUAUCGAUUAAUCUUGUGGCAAUUUAGUACUAUGAAGUAAUUGAAGACGAUGUAGAAAAUAAUCAUCUGUGUUUGUUCGAUAUGAUUCAACUUUUUAAUUUAAUUGGUUAUGAAUCGGCAUGGUAA